Monopterus albus (swamp eel) is the source of this 7209-nucleotide messenger RNA. Its product is annotated as multiple PDZ domain protein. Lineage: Eukaryota; Metazoa; Chordata; Actinopteri; Synbranchiformes; Synbranchidae. The transcript has 44 exons. The record is from RefSeq and is a predicted model, not a curated record. The coding region runs from base 283 to 6105 and encodes 1940 amino acids. Gene Ontology annotation, molecular function: protein binding.
GCGCAAUGCUGAAAAAUAAAGCGCCCAGUUUGUUCCUACAUAUCUUGCCAUCUCUGAAUCAGCUGUUAUGACUUGUCCCAUCAGGAAAGUAUCAUUCUCGGUACAUGUAAAUUAACCCUGCGGAGUGGUGGAGGUGGUGGAGGUGCUGUUCUUGAAGCUCAGCGGGGACCUGUUGAUAGUCCGCCGGCGCUGCAAUGGAGAUGCCAAACAGAGAAGAAUAACUGCCUUUAACUGAGGCAGAAAGUCACAAAGCAACAGUUCAUCUAAGCAAUCUGUCAAGCUAUGAUGGAAAUCAUGGAUACUCAGAGUGCCUUGGAGGCUGUGGAGAGACUGCAAGCCAAACUGAGGGAGAGAGGAGAGGCUCCCACACAGGAGAAACUCUCCCUGCUAAAAACUGUCCUGCAGAGCCCCCUGUUCCAUCAUAUACUCAGCUUACAGCAAGCUCAGCUGAAGCCCCGGGUGAAGAGGAAGGGCGUUUCUAAAUCUGUGUCCAUGAACUGUGGCCCCUGCCCAGACAUGGCUUUGAGCUUGAAGAUGCUGAGCCACAGUGACUCCUACACAUGGGCCAUGGAAAACCAAAGGCCCGGCGCUGCCAGAUCCUUCAACAGAGAUGGCAGCAUCUCUUCUCUGGACUCACAGGGUAUGCCAUUCUUGGACAUCUACCCGAACAACUGCAUUCACACUGAAUCACAGUACUGCACUCCCCCGCGAAUUUCUCGUACCUUCUCAAUGGGGAGAAACCUGUCUACUAUUGCUCAUGAGAAGCGUCAUGUGGAGAUGAUAGAACUGCACAAUGAUGGGAAAGGCCUCGGCUUUGGGAUUAUAGGAGGGCGGAGCACAGGGGUCAUGGUCAAGACCAUUCUUCCUGGAGGAGCUGCAGGACGGGAUAAGCGCCUGCGUAGUGGUGAUCAGAUUUUGCGCAUUGGAGAUACAGAUUUGGCUGGCAUGAACAGUGAGCAGGUGGCACAGGUGCUGCGAAAUGCUGGUAGCAAGGUGAAGCUGCUCAUUGCCAGGGAUAUUACCAAGGACAACCACCUUACAUCUCCUGUCCACGGCCAGGACAGCUUAGAUGGCAAGCUCAGUGACUUGAAUGAUGACUCCGAGUUCAAUGUGCAGUUCAUUAAAAACAGCCGGGGCCUGGGAUUCACCAUCUCUGGCUACAUAGGUGAUUUAAACUCAGUCUACAGUGCCGGUGUGAUUGUGAAGAGCAUAGUAAAGGGUAGCACUGUUGAUCAAGAGGGACGCAUCCACAUCGGAGACAUCAUCUUAUCUGUUGAUGGGGUGAGCCUGCAGGGCUGCAGUGAGCAGAGGGCCAUGGAGGUGCUCAGGAGAACAGGCUCCCUGGUCAGACUGAGGUUGCUGAGGAAGGCCAUCCAUCUGAGUCACAUCCUCCCCCCAGUUCCUCCCCUGCAGCCCCUUCGACACUCCCACAGCUUCCAUGAGGGAAAUCCCUACAGAGUGGGCCUCAACAAGAUUCAACAGACAGACGUGUUUCCUCGUCACCCAGGAAUCUGCUCUCUGCGUGAAAUCUCCAGGCGAGCAGCAUAUGCCAACAGACGACCCCAACAUGAUUCCAGAAACGGUGUGAAACUGACACCAGCUGAAGAGGGAGACCUGAAGAAGAGGUGGCAGCAUGCGGUUGGACCCCGAUAUGAAAUUAUUGUGUGUCAGCUGGAACGUUUCAGCGAGACAAGUGGCCUUGGCAUCAGUCUGGAGGCUCGGGCAGGGCAUCACUAUCUGUGCUCUGUCUUGCCUGAGGGGCCUGUUGGCCAAAGCGGCAAGAUCUUCACUGGAGACCAGAUACUGGAGGUGAAUGGGAUCCCUCUCAUUGGGGUGACACAUAAGGAGGUGGUCAAUAUUCUGAAGGAGCUGCCACUGCGCGUGUGCCUUGUGUGUUCUCGCAUUAUCCCCCCUUCAAUUCCUGACAGUGAUGAGGAUGAUGAUGAUGUUGGUCUUACCCUGAAAGAGCUGCUGGCUGAGUUUAAUGACAAGGGCUGUGUCAUUACUUGUCCUACGGCUAAGGACAUCACCAAGCGUGGUGUGCCCCCCAUGUCACCUCCUCUGGCCAUGUGGGAAAGAGAGGCUCAGGUGGUUGAGCUGGAGAAAGGCGAGUCGGGACUGGGCUUCAGUAUCCUGGACUACCAGGAUCCAGAAGAUGCCACUAAAACAGUUCUGGUAAUUCGGUCCUUGGUGCCUGGAGGUGUAGCCGAUCGAGACGGUCGCCUGCUACCUGGUGACCGACUUAUGUUUGUCAACGAUACUAACCUGGAAGGCGCCAGUCUGGAUUAUGCUGUGUACAUCUUAAAGUCUACCGGCUAUGGCCCUGUCUGCAUUGGCGUUGCCAAACCACUGCCGCUGGAACUGUGUGGAGGCUUAACACCCAUCUCACAGAGGAGCACAAGGGCUUCCUGCGAUGACGCUGACAGCCACACUCAGGUCAGCCUUCUAGCUGAGGCAGCCGAGGCUGACACCAACACUCACAGCUCUGAGGACGGCAGCAUCUUCCAGCCGUGUUACACUACGACGGAAAAUCAGCUGCGUAAUCGCUUCAGCAUCAUGGAAGAUGAUGACAGGCAGCAACCCCCACCUCUGCCCCCUCGCACCAGCUUUGAGAGGACAAUCACUGUUGUCCGGGGCAACCGUAGCCUUGGAAUGUCGGUGAGUGCUAUCAAGGACGGCUCAGGCAUGCUGGUGCGCAGUGUGGCCCAGGGGGGCUCUGUUAGCCAGGAUGGCAGGCUGGGGGUGGGGGACGCCAUCUUAUCCAUCAACGGAGAGCCUACCUCCAACCUAACCAGCACCAAGGCCAGGGCCAUGAUCCGCAAACACUCUGUCAUAGGGCCAGAGAUAAGUAUAACCUAUGUCCCAGCCCAUCAGGUGGAUGAGCACCGUACUCGACUGUCCUUACCCCCUCUGGCAUCCAUCACAGCAGACAGUGCCUCUUCCUCCCCCACCCCGCCAACACCUUCUCCUGAACCAGCAUCGGCCAGAUCUCCUGUUCCGGGAAGAGCCCCAGCUCCGACUCCAGCUUCGUCCACCCUCAAACCCUAUGCCUCAGUCAAAUUUAAAGCCACAGCUACAGAUCCAGCCACAGUCAAAGCCUCUGCUUCAUUCAAAGCUCCACUCAAAGACACAGCCAUAGUCCCCACCAUCACCCCAGCCCCAGACUCAAGUUGGCAGAUUCCAAAAUCUCUACCUCACAAGAAUAAAGAAGAAGGAAAAGAAGAUGGCAACACAGUGGAGGACAAAAAGGACAAGCUUAGUGCGGCUCUGAAAGCACCAAAGCUGGACACGGAGAUAAAGGUGGAUGAUAAGGACGAGGGAGGUGGGGAGCAGCAUUCUCAUACCACUGUGUCUUGGGAUCCACCUAGAAGUGUGCGGCUGACUCGAGCACCAGGCCAGUCCCUGGGUAUCAGUAUAAUGGGAGGCAGAGGCAUGGGCCGGAGACUGAGCAGUGGAGAGAUGAUGAGGGGAGUCUUCAUCAAGCACAUCAGCCCCGACAGCCCAGCAGCACAUAAUGGCACCCUCCGGACUGGAGACAGGAUACUAGAGGUGUGUGGUGUGGACCUAAGAGAUGCCAGCCACGAGGAGGCGGUGGAGGCCAUCCGCAGGGCUGGAGACUCUGUGGUCUUCCUGGUCCAGUCAGGACACCACAGAUCUCAGUCUCCUAUGCUCACCAACCAUGAGCGGCUAACUCCAACACCACAGUCCAACUCACUCAGCAACAAGGAAGCAGAUAUUCUCAGUGGUCUGUUCCUUAGUCUCUCUCCCACAAAUCCCUUCACUCCCACCCCCUUUAAGGUACCUUCGCCAACAUCCGAUAGAAAGGAUCGGAGAAGCCCCGUAAGUGUCAUGGCGCCAGUCACAGCCGCAGCCGAAGACAAGGAUGAUAUAGGCAGGAAAAAGAUGCUUCAGCGCUAUGGCAGCCUGCCUGGAAAGCUCCAUAUGAUUGAACUGGAGAAGGACCCCGCGGCUCACGGCCUGGGAAUCAGCCUCACAGGCAACAAAAAUGGCUCUAGGGCCCGCAUGAGUGUCUUUGUGGAAGAUAUCGACCCUCAAGGACCUGCUGGUUUAGAUGGGAGAAUACAGGUUGGAGACGAGCUACUAGAGAUCAACGGACAGAUCUUGUACGGCCGCAGUCAACAAAAUGCCUCGAAAAUCAUUAAUAAUACUCCAUCUAAAGUAAAGAUCAUCCUCAUCAGGCUUUGGUGUUGUUUUACUAGGAAUAAUACAGCUCUGGGUCAAACGGCCCAGGCAUCCCAAACACAGUGCAGUGACACAGUCGACUUCCAGAUAGACUCUGCAGAGCAUGAAGGAUUAUCCCCAGACAUCCAGCACAUCAUCCUACCUCAGGAUCAUGUAGGUCUUGGCCUUUGCAUGGCAGAGGAGGAGUCCAAGAAAGGACUGGUGGUCCGGUCCCUGAUCCAGCACGGCACUGCCAGUAAGGAUGGUAGAAUAAAGGUUGGAGACAGGAUCAUAGCAGUGGGUGAUGAACCUGUGGCUGGACUGCCAGUAGAUAUGGUGUCCAGUUUGAUUCUCAAACACCAAGUCGCCGUCAAACUCACCAUCAGCCGUCCCAAGAGUCUCUCCUCCUCCUCCACACUACCUCUGCCUUCUUCUCAUUCCCAUCCCUGUUCUCUGUCCCCUGCUUCCUCCCUAACCCUCCCUGUCUCCUCUUCCUCCUCUUCAUCCCUUAAUACUGCACAGGCCUCUCCCACAACGUGGUCUGAUUGGUUAGGAUCUGCUCACACAGGUUCUGACCCCUUGAGCUGUCCAGUUGUGCCUGGCAGGGAAACCACCAUAGAGAUCUGUAAAGGAAAUGUUGGCCUGGGUCUCAGUAUUGUAGGAGGAUGUGACACCCUGCUGGGGGCAGUAAUAAUCCAUGAAGUAAAUCAUGGCGGAGCAGCACAGAGAGACGGAAGGCUGCAGGCUGGAGACCAGAUAUUAGAGGUAAACGGUAUAAACCUGCGGCAGGCCACCCAUGAUGAGGCCAUUGGUGUGCUGAGGCUCACCACCCAGCGUGUUCACCUGUGUGUCUUCAGGCAGCAAGAAGCCUACAGGGAAGAGGACCUGUGGGACGUUUUCAGCCUCGAGCUCAGACCUCAUCCCGGGGAGGGACUGGGGUUCGCAACUGUAGGCAAGAGCAAUGACACGGGUAUCUUUGUGUCAGAUAUCAUCACUGGAGGCGUAGCAGAUUCAGAUGGCAGAUUGUUGCUAGGUGACCAGAUCCUGUCGAUCAACGGAGAGGAUGUCCGUGCAGCAUCACAGGAACAUGCUCAGAAGCUUUUACAGAGUUGCAGCGGAGCAGUCCAUUUGGAUGUGGCUCGUUUUAAACCUGGGGUGCAGCACUCACAGCGUAACCAGAGCGAAGACGCUGACUGUUCCACCCUGACCCCCUCAAGUGGUUGUGAUGCUUCACUUGGCCACCAGAGGGAGACAGAUACCAAAACAGGAAGCUACACAUUUCAAGACUACACUGACAUCAGAGGAGUAACUGUACAAAAGGGUCCAUGUGACUCCCUGGGCAUCAGUCUAGCAGGAGGAGUGGGCAGUCCCCAUGGCAACAUACCUCUUUUUAUUGCUACCAUGGAUACCAAUGGACUGGCUGCCAAAACACAGCAAUUACAGAUAGGAGACAGGAUCCUCAGUAUUAAUGAUGUGUCAACGGAGGGAAUGACUCAUGUGCAGGCCGGAGCCCUGCUGAAGAACGCCAUCGGAGCCGUCAGUCUGCAAGUGGCAGCAGGUUCUGGUGGAUGCAGCACACAGGACCACAGUACUAUCCAUGCCGGGUCGUCAGGCCAGCCCUGCAGCUUGCCCUGCUUUCACAGCAGUCUCUGCGCUCGCAUGUAUAAGACCGUCACGCUGGAGAGAAGCUCCUCAGGCCUGGGCUUCAGCAUCGUAGGAGGGUUUGGCAGCCCUUAUGGGGACCUGCCGAUCUACAUCAAAACUGUCUUCAACAAGGGAGCGGCCACAGAGGAUGGCAGGCUGAAACCCGGAGAUCAGAUAAUUGCUGUGAAUGGACACUGUCUGGAGGGUGUGACUCACGCUGAAGCCGUGGAUAUCCUCAAGAAGACCAAAGGAACUGUAGUGCUCACUGUACUCUCCUGAGACCUGGCCUCCUUUGUCCCAUUCUGAUUAUGUCUCAGCAAAGCGAUGCAGCUGCUUCUUGUAAAAGCGCUUCGCACAGAGGCAGACGUGGACAGUUCAAGUGAUAUAGUGUUCAUGAUAUGAAGAGUAGAAACUGUGAGUAUAGAUUUAUCUGCAUUUAGCUUAGGAAAGCUACUGCUGACUGCACACACAGCCCAGGUGUGUUUACAUGCACACAGUAUUCCCAGAAUAAACUCAGACACCUGUGCUAUGUGAAAUAACUCAUAAAAACAGGAUUCUUUAUCACCAUGGCAACGAUGCAUAUAGAAACCAACAGACCAAAAGCAGAUGAUAAAAUCAAGCCAUUACUGUGGUAUCCAAACUUAAGAAGUCUUAGUUUAAGGUUUUUUCCAUAGUAAAUAUGCACUGAUAUGCAUCACUUCCCAUGUACACACAUUCCUGAAUGAAUUAUCUUUCAAAACUGCUGAGUCUGUUGUCUGUAAUAACAAAUGCAAUAGAAAGAGUACUGAAGAAACAACGUGACAUCUAUUUACUUCUGUUUCUUGAAGAAAGCCGAUAAGCUCCUAUAAGGCCCCAGAAUAUGCCAAGUGCUUCUGCCAAUCUUUUGUAUGGCAAUAAGGUCUUAGGACAUUUGCUUUGAAAGACUGUUUAACUUUUAUUCCUCAUUCUCAUAUCCUAAUAAUUUUAAAUGUGUCAUGUUGCUUCAAUAAUUAUAGUAUUAUUAUAUGGUGAUAAUUUGUGCUCACCAGCUUCCAAAGCUGGUGAUGCUCACCACAUUAUGUAAAGCAUAAAAGUGAAAUUAAAAAAAAAUGUAUUUUGUCACAUCUGUUCAAAACCAGCUGCUAAUACCAGUUACUUAAAAAUAUCGUUUCUGCAUGUAACUGAUUAUUUAUUAUUGUUUUCGUAAUUAUAUUUGUUUUUUUUAGGACUUUAAGGGAUUGUUCUGGUCUAAUGUGCAAUCUUUAUUUAGGAACCUUCUCAUACCUGUUUUAUAUGAUUUUAUUUACACUGUGAUAAUUGUUUUCUUCAUUGCCAUUUGUAUGAUUUCACCUAUGUGAGUAGUCCUCAGAGCCAGGUUUUGUGUAACAUUGUAUAACUGCAUGU